AUGCCUCCAAGUAUUCAAGACACCACCACAGGCGCCCCUGUCGCCGAAGUCGCAGCCCCCGCCCCCGCCUUCCUUGAUACACAGCCAGGUCCAGACCAUGACUGGAGAAUCACCCUGAAGGACAAGGUCAUUGCCAUCACCGGUGCCAACCGAGGUAUUGGUCUGGCCAUUGCAGAGGUCUGCCUAGCCAACGAGGCAGCAGCCAUCUUCAGUCUCGACGUGUUCGAGCCCGGCGAGGAAUUCGUCGCCCUGCAAAAUGCCAACCCCAAGCGCUUAUCUUACGUCCACUGCGACGUCACCUCCGAAGAGAGCGUCAACACCGCAAUCGAUGCUGUCAUCUCCGCACGAGGCGCCAUCCACGGCUUCAUCGCAAACGCCGGAAUGACGAAGCACCAGCCCGCGCUCGAUUUCAGCCGCGCCCAGCUGGACCAACUGUUCAAUCUCAACGUGUUUGGUGCCUACUUCUGCGCCACGACUGUGGCCCGCCGCUUCAUUGAGCUGGGAAUCAAGGGAUCCAUUGUCUUCACUGCUUCCAUGACAUCGUAUCGGCCCAACCGUGCCGCGCCCUCAGCUCCUUACGGAGCUACCAAGGGUGCUGUGCGGAAUAUGACGCAUACGCUGGCGAUGGAGUGGGCCAAACAUGGCAUUCGCGUCAACUCGAUCUCACCGGGCUUUAUCAAAACUGCUAUGACCUACUUUGUGAAUCAGGCACCGGACUGGAACCUCAAGAUGCAAUACUAUGGUGGCAUGCCCAGAUUGGCUGACCCCAAGGAGCUUGGCGGAGCCUACGUUUAUCUGCUCUCUGACGGUGCAUCUUACACUACUGGAAUCGAUAUUCCGGUUGCUGGUAUUGUCGGAGCGUGGUGA
Messenger RNA from Penicillium mononematosum, 867 nucleotides. RefSeq lists its product as uncharacterized. Gene Ontology annotation, molecular function: oxidoreductase activity, acting on NAD(P)H, oxygen as acceptor. NCBI's taxonomy places the organism in Eukaryota, Fungi, Ascomycota, Eurotiomycetes, Eurotiales, Aspergillaceae. Gene Ontology annotation, cellular component: intracellular anatomical structure. The record is from RefSeq and is a predicted model, not a curated record. The transcript has a single exon. The coding region runs from base 1 to 867 and encodes 288 amino acids.